GUGUUCUUCAGGGUUUCUGAUAUCGUCUAAUCGCGUCCCAAAAUGACGCUUUAUAGUUGCUUAUGGAUCUUUAUUGAUCGAAUUUGUACAUGCUGGUUGUAUUUGUGUCAGUAUAGCCGAUUCUCUUUUAUUCCUGUAUCUCGCGACGAUCUGAAUUUGUUCGAUUGGGGACUUUUGCGGUGGAAGAUCGAUCUUCGACACCUCUAUGGUUUCAAUUUUGUUCAAAAUUAGAUGACUGUGCUAUUGAUCGAUUGUAUGUUUUUUUUUUGGAUCGUACGGAUUCUUGGUUGGGUUGAUCUUAGCAUCGUUAGGAUUCGGAGAAGUCCCUUCUUGAUCGCGAACUUAUUGUGAGAAUUAGGGAAAAUAAAGUUAGUUGUAGUUUAAUUAUACGAUAAAAGGUAGCCCCUUAAGACCUUUCUUAAGUCGAAAUUUUCGUGUAUCUUGUUGAAACGAAAGUUGAAAAUUGAACCUCGUUUCUUUUGUUUUUCUUAGUUCCUUAUCGGCAGGAACUGUAGUUACUUUAGUGCAAAAUAAAGGGAUUUUAAGAGGCCAAACCGGUGGACGUGUGGUAGGUUUUGAUUGAAGACAAUGAUAAGGUUUAUCCUUACAAAUGGGAACUGAUGUUAUGGAUUGAUAUUAUGCUAGUUUGAUAUUUUGUUGGGGAACUUAAUUAAAUUAUAGAUAAGAAUUGAAAGUUCUUCCAGUGACCGCAGAACCCUGCAUUGAAUUAAUGCAUGUCUAAGAUGUUGGACGCCUAGCUUUUAAAUUCUCUCACUUUUCUUGUUAAUUUGUGCAAAUCUUGUUCGAGGUUUUUUAGAAGUGCAUAUGAAUAUUGAGAAUUAGAAAAUAUUAUAUUUAUGCAGCAAUUUUUUAAAUUUCAUUGUGUGGAGUCAUUGUUACUUUGCUUUUUGAAGACAUGUUGUUCUGUUCUAUGUUGUUCUCACUAAUUACUACCCUAGAUGAUCUUUCAGCUUGCUGACUGGCAUAUAACACGAUUCCCGAUUGCAUGAGCUCCUUUAGGUAUUUCCAGCUCAUGGCUACUAUUUUUCAAAUGAAUUGCUAGCUUCUGUCAGCACCUAUAGUUCAUGGAAAUACAUAAAAAAUUAGUGCAGCUUUAGCAGCAUAUUCACAAGUUCAUAUUCUGUGGAAAUGGAGCAAUCUUGCAACAUUCUGGUAAUUUGGAGAGGCAAGCAGUUCGAUGUAAAUGUCAACCCAGAUUCUAAUGUCAAGGAGUUUGGGCAGAAACUUCAGGAAUUGACUAAUGUCAGACCUGAUACUAUGAGACUUUUUGUUCCACAAAAGAAUAACAAAGGUUCAAAAAUGCUCAGCCCAUUUUCUGAUGUUCACUCGAUGUUAAGCUUGCGAGAAUCAGCAAUCCUUGAGGGAAAGACUAUCAAGAUGAUGGGUGUUUUUAGUGAUGAGGUCGAUGAGGUUUCUCAUAACAGUAAUAAACCUGACCUAAGGAUAGCUGGUUUUGCUGAAGAGGAACAGAGAUUGAGACAGAGAACGAUAUAUAGGCCUCAAGCUUCUCUGAAACUUCCACAAGGAACCUACAUUUUCUGUGAAUUUCGCACACUUCAGAUUCCAGGAAUUGAGUUGAACCCUCCACCAUCUGAGGCUCUGAGAAGAAUGCACAUGCUUGCCUGUGAUCCUGGGAUUAUUGCUAUCAUGAAUAAGCAUCGGUGGCGGGUUGGUAUUAUGAGUGAAAUGGCACCUGAGGGAUAUGUAGGAAUAAGUCCAAAAUGCAUUCUGGGAUUUAAUAAGAAUCAUGGGGAAGAGAUAUGCCUUCGAUUGCGUACAGAUGAUCUUCAAGGAUUUAGAAAAUAUGAAAGCAUCAAAAGAACACUUUUACAUGAACUUGCCCACAUGGUGUACUCCGAACAUGAUUCUAGUUUCUUUGCUUUAAACAAGCAGUUAAAUGAAGAAGCCGCUAGCCUAGACUGGACAAAAUCCACAAGUCACACAUUGAACGGUCGCAAAUACCUUGAUCAUUAUGAAGAGGAGGAUUAUGUCGAACUGAGUAGCAAGAAUAGUGGUCAAAAGCUUGGGGGUGCAACAAAUUCAUUAGUUUCUGCACGUGCAUCAUCGAUUGCUGCUGCCUAUAACCGAAUGGCAAAUGCCUAUAAUCAGGGAAAAUUUUCUGAACCUGACCCAGAUGAUAUGGUGACUUCAGAGAAUGAUGCCAUGCUUGUGGAUAUGGUUAUGGAUGCCAGGAGACCAUUUUCGAAAUCAUCAAUGCUUGAUAUGCUUGAUGAGCUUGACCCUGAUGAUUCCUUGGACCAUAAGAACAUGUCUGAGUCUGACCCCGAAAAUUCCUUGGAUAAUAAGAACAUUUCUGAACCUGACCCUGAUGAUUCCUUGGAUAAUAAGGACAUUUCUGAACCUGACCCUGAUGAUUCCUUUAAUAAAAAGAACGAAUCUGAACCUGACCUCGAUGUUUGCUUGGAUAGUAAGAACAUGUCUGAACCUGAUCCUGAUGAUUCCCAUGCUAGACGAUUGAUAGUGUCUAGAAGUGAACCUGAUCCAGAUGAUACCUUAGGUGGUGAAGAUAUUAAAUUAGCCAAGGAGACUGAUUCAACAGGUACCAGGUCAAACAAGGUAGACACAAGCAAUCCAAGAGAUUCUGAACCUGAUCCUGAUGAUUCUUUGAAUAAUGUACUCUUGGAUGCACAAAUGGAAGAAAUGCAUCUGGGAAAACACUGUAGAGAGCCUGAUCUGGAUGGCUUUGUUAAAGACAUGGUUUUGGGAGAUUAUGAGAGGUUGCAACAAAGUGCUGAAGGGCCACUGGCGACUGAAAAUUCGAUGGCAGUUGACCAUGUCAAUGAUUUGGACAAUCAAGAGCUACAAAGAAUUGAAGAACCUGCCGCUCUUUUUUGUUCCCGUCUCCAGAGAGCCAUUGAUAUCCUACGAUCAGAAGCAACACCUUUACAGGCCACCUCAGUUCUUCAAACGCUUUUCAGGAUUAUCAGGAACGUAAUAGAACACCCAGAUGAGGUCAAGUUCAGAAGACUGAGAAAGGCCAAUCCCCAGUUCCAGAGGAAUGUGGCAAAUUAUAAAGCUGCAAUGGAGGUUCUCACUUUGGUCGGCUUCUGUGAGGAUGUCAUAUCUGAUGAGAUUGGCAGAGCCGAGACAUUCUUGGUGUUGAAAAGAAAUGAUCCUGGCUUGCUGUGGCUUGCAAAAUCUUCUCUCGAGCUGUCUAUAACUUAGUGCCAACUAUAACACAACUAUAUCAAAUGAUUUGUUUGUACUUAUCAUGUGUGCAAAUGAUUGGUAAAGGUGAUGUCCAACUACCAACAGCUACUAGGAGUUAACAAUGAUUCCAACCACAUACAAGGAAGACGUGUAAACAAAGGAUGAAGUGCUGGAUUCUAUGUUGUUCUAUAGGGGACUAUUGGCUGAUUAAUAAAAUGUGAAUAAAAAAGGUCAGUACUUAUAUUACAUAAUUGUUUAUCAAAGUUUGUUUGAAUGUAUGUUUUGCCUUCUAAUGCAAAUAUAAUUGUUUUUAGGAUUCUGUA
This is a messenger RNA of Musa acuminata AAA Group (dessert banana), 3515 nucleotides long. RefSeq lists its product as uncharacterized. The record is from RefSeq and is a predicted model, not a curated record. NCBI's taxonomy places the organism in Eukaryota, Viridiplantae, Streptophyta, Magnoliopsida, Zingiberales, Musaceae. Bases 1150 to 3207 code for a protein of 685 amino acids. The transcript is spliced from 11 exons.